This is a messenger RNA of Plasmodium gonderi, 510 nucleotides long. RefSeq names its product 30S ribosomal protein S14. The transcript has 2 exons. Gene Ontology annotation, cellular component: small ribosomal subunit; ribosome. Bases 1 to 510 code for a protein of 169 amino acids. Gene Ontology annotation, molecular function: structural constituent of ribosome. Gene Ontology annotation, biological process: translation. The record is from RefSeq and is a predicted model, not a curated record. Lineage: Eukaryota; Apicomplexa; Aconoidasida; Haemosporida; Plasmodiidae.
AUGCUGAAAUUAAUAAAUUUUUUGUUCUUUUAUUUGGUUUUAACCAACUCCAAAAUUCUUCGCCCAAAUAAGAAACGCGCAUUUCAACUGUUCUUAAAUAGAUUUACAACAUUUGUUUCCAAAAGGAAAGGUCAAAACAAUAUAAAAAAAAUAACUCCUUUAAAUUUGAAGAAAAGACUAGAUCCUAACGAUAAGUACACAGUAAUAAAAAGACAUGAAGCAAAAGUACAGAGAAAUUUAAAACGCAAAUAUCUAAUUGAAAGAUGUAAGGAAAAAAGAAAUUUGUUGAAAAAAUAUAUAUCAGAAGCAUCAUCACCUAUAGAAUAUGUUUAUUGGAAAUACAAGUUGUCUUCUUUACCACGGGAUUCUUGCCCAGUCAGGUACCGGAACAGAUGUGCAAUCACAGGUUCGGCGCGAGGUUAUUAUUCUUUCUUUGGUUUGUGUAGACAUCAAGCUCGAGCACUGAUACAGAAAAUGUUUUUCCCAGGUUUUGUUAAAGCAUGUUGGUAG